Peromyscus californicus insignis is the source of this 8790-nucleotide messenger RNA. RefSeq names its product transcription factor CP2 like 1 (gene Tfcp2l1). Gene Ontology annotation, cellular component: nucleus. Bases 102 to 1541 code for a protein of 479 amino acids. The transcript is spliced from 15 exons. The record is from RefSeq and is a predicted model, not a curated record. Gene Ontology annotation, biological process: regulation of transcription by RNA polymerase II. Gene Ontology annotation, molecular function: RNA polymerase II cis-regulatory region sequence-specific DNA binding; DNA-binding transcription activator activity, RNA polymerase II-specific. NCBI's taxonomy places the organism in Eukaryota, Metazoa, Chordata, Mammalia, Rodentia, Cricetidae.
UGCUCGGGUUCGAGUGCGGCUUGGGGGUGGACUGCUGACGGCCAGCGACGCGGCGGCCAGCUCGGUGCCACGCCCCAGCCGGUGCUGCGGGAGCCCCAGCCAUGCUGUUCUGGCACACGCAGCCCGAACACUACAACCAGCACAACUCUGGCAGCUACCUGCGGGAUGUGCUGGCUCUGCCCAUCUUCAAGCAGGAGGAACCACAGCUAUCCCCUGAAAAUGGGGCCCGCCUGCCGCCCCUACAGUACGUGCUGUGUGCCGCCACCUCUCCAGCUGUGAAGUUACAUGAAGAGACCUUGACAUACCUCAACCAAGGUCAGUCAUAUGAAAUCCGGCUACUGGAGAACCGGAAGCUAGGGGACUUCCAAGAUCUGAACACGAAGUAUGUGAAGAGUAUCAUCCGUGUAGUUUUCCAUGACCGUAGACUGCAGUACACAGAGCACCAGCAGCUGGAAGGCUGGCGGUGGAGCAGGCCUGGGGACCGGAUCCUGGACAUUGAUAUUCCACUGUCUGUUGGUAUCUUGGACCCCAGGGCCAGCCCAACCCAACUGAAUGCCGUGGAGUUUCUGUGGGAUCCAGCAAAAAGAGCAUCCGCAUUCAUUCAGGUGCACUGUAUCAGCACAGAAUUCACCCCCAGGAAGCAUGGGGGUGAGAAAGGAGUGCCUUUUCGGGUGCAGAUUGACACAUUUAAGCAGAACGAGAAUGGGGAAUACACGGAGCACCUACACUCCGCCAGCUGCCAGAUCAAGGUGUUCAAGCCAAAGGGAGCUGACCGGAAACAGAAAACCGACCGGGAGAAGAUGGAGAAAAGAACAGUUCAGGAGAAGGAGAAAUAUCAGCCAUCCUAUGAAACCACCAUCCUCACUGAGUGCUCUCCAUGGCCCGACGUCGCCUACCAGGUGAACAGUGCUCCAUCCCCAAGCUACAAUGGCUCUCCCAACAGCUUUGGCCUCGGUGAAGGCAACAGCUCACCUACCCACCCAGUGGAGCCCUUACCCCUGGGCAGUGAUCAUCUGCUCCCCUCAGCCUCUAUCCAGGAUGCCCAGCAGUGGCUGUACCGCAACCGCUUCUCACAGUUCUGCCGGCUCUUCGCCAGCUUCUCAGGUGCUGACCUGCUGAAAAUGUCCAGAGACGAUCUGGUCCAGGUCUGUGGCCCUGCAGAUGGGAUUCGGCUGUUCAAUGCCAUCAAAGGCAGGAAUGUGAGGCCAAAGAUGACCAUCUAUGUCUGCCAGGAGCUGGAGCAGAACCAAGUACUCUUGCCCCAGAAGCAGGAUGGCAGUGGAGACAAUAGCCUGUGUGUUUACCACGCCAUCUUCCUGGAAGAGCUGACCACCUUGGAGCUGAUAGAGAAGAUCGCCAGUCUGUACAGCAUCCCCCCGCAGCACAUUCACCGGGUUUAUCGGCAGGGCCCCACUGGCAUCCAUGUGGUGGUGAGCAAUGAGAUGGUUCAGAAUUUCGAAGACGAGUCUUGUUUUAUCCUCAGCACAUUAAAAGCAGAGAGCAAUGACGGCUACCACAUCAUCCUCAAGUGUGGACUCUGAGCAGCCGAGACCUGCGCCUGUCCCCACCCCACGCAUCCCCGGCUGUGGAAGUCGCACCCACUGUCGGCCGCUGUUUCACCUAAGCUCAGACUAGGAGGGACUCUGCCCAGACCAGGAAAGCCAGCGACAGCCAUGGACACACAGUCUGGCCUGCAGAAAGCCGGCGGUUCCCUUCUCUCUUCUCUUGGCUUUCAGCUUUUCAACAGUUCCCUGUUCUGUCUCCCGGGCAGACAGUGAGGACGUACAUCUCUUAAACCCCGAGCCUGUGGUCGGAGGCUCCUUAGUUGGUCCCCUCCUGACUACUCUUUGCCUCACCCUGUUCUGCACCUCCUUCUUGGGCCACUGGCUUCAUGGCUAGCUCUGCCAGCCUGACGGGGACACCUACAGCUCUCCUCUAGUACUCACUUCCCUUCUCAUGGACCUGGUGGCAGCCUCUCUCCUGUUCUUGGAUGAAUUACUAGGACUGGGGCUAUUUAUUUUGUGCCUUCCGCCUCUCCCUCAGUUGCCUUGAUUCUAAGGAGCUGCCACAUUCAAGCCUAGAGGUGUGUGCACGUCUGCUUUGACAUGGUUGAUGCCACACUACGCCGGUGUGACCUCGUGGUCAUUGUAUUAGUUAUUUUUCUGUAGUGUAAUAAGGUAACCCGAUAAAAGCAACUAAGUGCAGACAGGGCUUGUCUGGGCUUCUAGAGUUGAAGAGUGAUAGAUUCUAUUAUGGUGAGGAAGGUGUAGUGUGGAAAGCUGGUUGAAUUCAUUUUGAUAUACAUAGGAUGCAGAGAGAGAAUGCACAUGAACAGGAAGUGGUACAAGCUUACAAGCCCUCAGUGACCAUCCCCAGUGAUAAACGUCCCCCAGCAAGACUGCAUCUUCUAAAGGUCCCAUAACCUCCAUAGACAGUACCACCAGCUGGGACAACACGUUCAAAUACACUAGCCUAUGGGAUACAUUUUUCAUUCAAACCACACAUUUUGCCCCUGUGUGACCUCUCACAGCUGCUAAUUAGGGUGGCAAUGGACUGGAAAAUGGCGUGGAACUUCCUCGCCAGGGAAGAGGGAUGAAAACAAAAAGAUUCCUCUUGGCCUACUGCAGUGUAAUCUCAAUGAGUAAAGAGUACUGAAGAGGUGAGGAUUGCAUUGGAUCCAGUGGCCUUGACCAUCAAUUUAGAGCUUUAGGUUGGGGUAUGGCUCAGCAAACCCCUUGCCUGGCAAGUGUGAGGUACUGGGUACCAUCCCGGUACGGCAGCAGGAGGAAUUUAUGGAAUUCCCUCUUUGAGACAACUUUGGUUAGCCAAGCUGUUUGCCAAGUCUCCUCGGGGAAGUGUGUUCUCUGCAGUGCCCUCAUUUAAGAGUCAGUCUUUCCCAGUUGUAGAUGUACUUUGUCUUGUUGGUAUGGUUGAAUCACCUUUUGUUUUGUUUGGUUUUGUUUUUUGGUUUUUCGAGACAGAGUUUCUCUGUGUAGUUUUGGAGCCUGUCCUGGAUCUCGCUCUGUAGACCAGGCUGGCCUCGAACUCACAGAGAUCCACCUGACCCUGGCUCUGCCUCCUGAGUGCUGGGAUUAAAGUGCUAGGAUUAAAGGCAUGCGCCACUGCCGCCCACCUGAGUCACCUUUUUUAACUAGGGGGAAAUUUGAGGAUCAGUAGCUGUGGUAGACCCAAGAAUUCAUCUUCAUUUUGCCAGGGAUCUGUGCUGGCCCAAGGCUUCAACUCCUUCCUAAUCCAAGUUCCCCCAAAACAUGGUGAGCCCUCUGAUCACCAGAGCUUUUGUGGGGUAUUCUUCUAGGCUUAAAGAUCAUCAGGCUUUGGUAAACAUUAUUUUACAGGCAGAGAAACUGUUCUUACAGAGAGGCUGGGCUCUCAGUUCCUUGUCUUCUGGGAGUGUGUGGGUGGGACUGACAGCUUUAUUCAGAUGUUGGUGCUGUGAAUAUAUUGGCACAGACUUUCGUGUGAACAGGGUUUCAUUUGGGGAAUGUGCCUGGGAGUAGAGUGGAUAGCUCUUAAAAUAACUUCACCUCUUUGAGGAACUGCCCUGUGUUUCCCACAUAGCUACUGCACCUGUUUAUGGCCCCACCAGCAAUGGAGGACGGUUCUAGUUUCUCUGCUUCCUCACCAACAUUUGCUGUGAUCUCUCUCUCUCCUUCCCAUCCUCCCUCCCUCUUUCCCUCCCUUCCUCCCUCCCUCCUUCCCUCCCUUCCUCCCUCCCUCCUUCCCUCCCUUCCUCCCUCCCUCCUCCCUUCCAUGUUGUCCAGUCUGUCUUCAAAGUCGCUAGGUAGAAGAGGAUGAUGGAACUUCUGGUCCUCUACCUGUCUUCUGAGUGCUAAGAACACAGAGAAGUACCUCCACUCUAGUUUCUGCCCUGCUAGGACGGAAGCCAGGGCUUUGUGCUCCUCCGCUUGUGUUGAUCGGUCUUUUGUGCCACAGUGUCCUGCGGUGUCCUGCAUUUCUCUGAUGGCCAGUGAUGUUCAACGGUCCUGUCACGUGUUGAUUGGCCAUUUGUAUGUCUUUGGGGAAGUGUCUGUUCAGGUCCUCUGCCCCUUUUUAAACUGUGCUAUAUCUUUUCAUCGAGUUGUCCAAGUUGUUGGUAAAUUCUAGGUGAAGUCCUCUACCAGUUUUUCUCCAUUUUGUAGAUUGUCUUCACCCUCUUAAUGGUGCCCCUUGAUGUGUACAAGUUGAACCUGGUUGAGCUUGGUGGCACGCACCAGCACUCCCAGUACGCAGAAGGCUGAGGCUCCCAAGUCGAAGGGCAGCCCAGCCUACAUAGUGAGACCCUGUCUCAAAAACUACCAUUAUUAUUACUUUCAUUUGGGUGAUGACUGGGUUACCUACUUCUCCUGCUGUGCUUUUGAUGUGGAUUCUAAGAAACCAUGACCUAAUGCAAGCUCAGGAAAAUCAAUGUCUGUUUUCGCCUAAGAAUUUGUGAAGUUUUAGUUGUUACAAUGUUCUCUGCUCCAGUUGAAGUUGGUUUUACAUGUAUGGUGUGUAGAGGGGGGUCCAAUUCCAUCCUUUUGCAUGUGAGUGUCUGCUUUUUUACCCCUAAUUACUGAAAGGCCUGGCCUUUGCCGUGACUAGUCACUUUUGCUGGAAGCCUUUGAUGCCUGGAUCUCUCUGGGAUGGAAUUGUAGUUGCUGCUGAUCUCUUGUUUCUUCCCCCUUCUCAGUCUGCAUUUGGGUCUGCUGAUCUUACAUCACCUCCCCACUCUGCCCCUGCAUUCUCUCUUUCAUCCUGUUGGCAGGACUGGGUGGCACUCCUCUGUUGUGCCAUCUUUUCUGGUACAUGACCUACCACUUCCUAGUUCUAGAGGAAGAUCAUGCCCAAGCAUUUCCAUAUUUGCAUUGAGAGGCAACUGAGUCACUUAGAGGAAUUUGCUCAGGGUCAGUCACUGGAAGGAACAGAACUAGGUUUUGGGCCUCUGACUUUUAGCCCAUCGGGUAUCUGUGGCCACUGUCCCCAAGUGAUGGCUCUACAUGGGCCAUGUGAGCAGAGACUAAACUUUAAUUCUGAGGAAUGAGCAUGUUGAUACCUUUCUUUCUCAGUUCCAAAUCGAGAGCAAAAGAUGGCAUGCCUUAGAAGGGGCAGAUGGCAUGGGAAGUCCCAAGUCUUGCCUUGGGGUCUGUAUUAGUUAUUUUUUCCCCAUUGUUGUGACAAAAUGUUGUGAUAAAAAGGCAACAGAAAGGAGGACAGGUUUUCUGGCUCAUGGUCUUGGGGCUGUGGCCCAUCAUGGCAGGGAAGGUAUCGGCAGGCGUGAGGCAGCUGCUCACACGGCAUCCACGUCAGGAAGCAGAGAGAGAUGGAUGCUGGGGCUCCUCUCACCCUGUCCUUUUUGUUCAGGGCAAAACUCCAGCCCAUGAAACUUGAAGGUGGGUCUUCCCACCUCAAAUAGCUAAUCUAGAAACUUCUUCACACACUUACCUGGAAAGGGAGAGACCAUGACCAAGAAGAUGGUUUUCCCAGGGGAGACUGCCUCUUUGCACUCUGGAUGUGCUGGUUUCUGAUUUUCCCCCAAACACAGGAAACUUGACUGCAUAAUUUUUCUUGCUCUUGCUGAGUAAAUGAAAAGAAUAGAAAUGAAAACCUCUCACAGACAUACCCGAAGGUUUGACUCCAUGGUGAUACUAAAUCCCACCGAGUCGACAAUCAAGACUAAUCAUCUUGGGGGUCUAGAAAAAGGUCAGACAUUGCCCUAGUGACCUCUCACCCAGUCUGCCUGGAGCCUCUUGAGCAGAGCUAUUAACCUAGAGCGAUCUUUACAGGGAAAAAGCUGGAACCCACAAGCACGUCACCAGUUCCUAAGUCCAGUGUUGCUUCAGGGGCUGGCCCAAGCCGCUGAAGUUCAGAAAAUCAUUAACACGUCAGUGGGAGAAGUAGAAAGGCUCUUUAGCUGCUGUCAGUGGAAAGUUGGGGUUGGUGGGGGCGUGGGGAGUUGAACGUGGGCACUCUUAGGUACACUGGGGGGGGGGUGCAGGAGCAAGAGUCAAGGGUCCCAGGCUGCAUCAUGAGUGACUGUGUCCCUUUAACGCGAGCUGAGCAGUAUAUCCACUUGGUAGAGUGUCUGUCCCUAGGUUUGCACCCCAGCACCACCCCCAAAAUGAAGUAAGCAUUGACUUGGAGACCUCGGAACCUGGUAAUGGCAGUCAGGAGGUGAAGCUGAGCCAUGGCAAGGCUUUGCCAUUGUUUCCCAGUCAUCAAAGUCAGGUGGUAGAUAGGUGACCCUUGCUCGUCCUGGGCAUGCCCAGUGCCCCCAGGGCUGCGGCUGCUCACCAAGCCCCAGGCCUUCCUGCCAUCUGCAGCUAGAUGUUUGUGUGUCGGUGUGGACCUCUCAGUGGCACGCUGCUGCCACCCAUGCCAGUCUGUCUGCUUGGCCAGUAUGGAAAGUUCAUACAUGUUCUCUUCUCCCCUUAAAGACAGGACCACCAGGCUGAGAACCAGUGAGAUCCUGGGAAGCACCCUGGCUUCCUGUCCAAGGCCAGCUCCAACUGUAAGCUCUCCAAACCCCACUAGGCGUAUAGAGGUUCUGCUGAGGUCCCCUCUAGGCGUUCCUGUCAACCCAUGGUAAAGUAAUCACAGACGCUAGCCUGGACCAUCAGGCUGUUCUUAGGGCUAGAGUGGUAAGGUCUGUGUUCCCUUCCUUCCAGGGAGCCACCCCGCACUCCACGCUACAUGUUCGCAAACGGGAACUGAAUCCUAUGCUGUAAGUCUGGUUUUGCCAUCAGUCGGAUAAUAGAGAACAUUGUCUUCAAACCUACUUUAGGAAAUGAUAGCCCUGCAUCAACAAUUAUACUAAAUUGCUAUAUUUUGAAUUGCUUAUGUUAAAUCAUGCAGGACUGGGGUGUGGCUCAACGCCAGAGCGCUUGCCAGCCAUGAUCGAGGCCCCGGGUUUGAUCCCUAGGACCAUAAACCAUACAUUGUGGAGAGCUGGAUGUGGUGGUGCGAACCUGUAACACCGACCCUGGUGGUGAUGCUGGGGCUGGGUUUGAGGGCAGUUCUGGGCUAUUUAAAAAAAAAAAAUGGAAUUUUGUUUUCUCUCGUGCCAACAUAAUUUUACCUCUUGGCCCUUAAGUACUGAAAUAUUUACUCCCUAGCUUCUCCCUUUUGUAUUUUUAAUGUGUUGUAUUUUAUUUUGUAGCGAUAGGGAACAAAGCUAGAACCCGGGGCCUCACACAUUUGAGGCAGGUGUUCUUCCACCACGCUAGCCCCUAGCUCCUCAGAUUGAGCCCAGAACCCAGAGAUCCUCAAGCAUGCAAGGCCAACGCCCUGCUGCUGAGCUGCACACCCGCCCUCAGUUGCCUUCUCCUUCCGAUUGUUUAGAGGCAGUCUCAGGUGUGACGGACUGUCUUAAAUAACAAAUGCAUUUUGCAUAAACUUAGAAGAGGAUGUAUUUAGAGAAGAAGUCUGGAAUGCUCCUUGCCUUCUGGGUAUCUCACUUCUGGAAAGUUCUGGUCCUCACUUGGCUCCCACGGACUCUGCCCAGCCUCUCCAUGGGAGUACAGAGGUCUCUUCCUCAAAUGCCCCCUGCUACUUGGAGCCCUGCUCGGCCUUUGUCAUGGUCCCCUGGCCAGGGUUUGAUAGAAGAAAGAACUUUGGUGCGGUAUUCAUGGGCUGCCGAGCUGUAGGGGGUGGCGGUGGCCUGAGCUGCUCACUGGAACCUGUCCUGGAAGGGAUAGGCUGAUUUUGGCUGGUACCCUGACUAAAGCCCUGUUAGCACCGCACCCCAGGAGUCUUCAGACCCUUCCCAUGUAUGCAGGGCUGUGAGUGCCCGGGCAGCUUCCUGCCUUCCUUGGACCCAUGUUUCUAGGUCAGUUCUGGCAGGGCAGCGUUGUGUCCUGCAGGGAUGCCCAUCUCCCAUGGCUUGUCUGUCACUCGUAGACCCCUCACAGGCAGCAGGCACUCAUAACUGCCUCCCCUGGGUUCCACUUUGACAAACUUCAUUGAGUUUUUCCCCAGCCUUCUGCCCGGGCUUCUAGCUGGGGAAACCAUUGAAAAGUUAGGACAGACCAGGGUCCUUACAGACAGCAGGUUGAACAUCCUGUUUCCCAAAUCCAAAAUUCUACACCAGGCCUUGUGAGACAGGUCACAUUCAAAACAUGGAUACACUACAAACAAAAUUACCCUCGGGCCAUGUGUACAGCAUAUGCAGAAGCACGAGUGGGUUUUGUAUUUAGAUGUAAGUCCCAUUCCCAAGAUAAACAUAUUAUGUAUGUAUCAGUAGCUCAAGAUCUGAACCCACCCCUGAUCUAGGGUUUGAUCUGGGAUGUGAAACCUGCAUGGACUGAGCCAGGAUGAGUGUCUGGUAUCCAGUCCUGGUGCCAUCCAGGCCCAUCUGUUAGGUCUGUGGACAAGCUCACUUCCCAUGUAGCUGUCCUGAAGCUUUGUCCCUGGGCUGGCAGUGCUGCUGGGGAGAGCUUUGUGGGGCUGGAGUAUUAAACACAAGCAUAGGGGGACUGUUUCAUGCCCUGACCUGUCUUCUGGGUUAUUUACUGUGUUCUUUUAUGUCCAUGCUUUAAAGUGAUUAUUUCCUGAGGUGUCCCUUCUUCCUCUACAUCAGGUGAUUAUUUUCUAAAGGUGGUGGGGGAUUUGGGGGGGGGUCCAGAUUGGUCAAAUGUGUGUGAUAGGUCAUGGGGAGGUGGCCAUGGAAACUCCAAGUUGUCAUAAUACCAUGUUUUUGUACCUGAAAUAAAGCAUAUUUUGCACUUGUAAAUGAGAAAUCUGUAUGUGGGCUCUGUGCUGGGUCAGAAUGCAAAUAAAACCAUUUGUACUAAA